UUACAUGUCAAACAGGAAGUGGAAGGUGAUACACAACAUAUCUGAAUUGAUGUCACCUGAGACACAGAACCUGCAAACUGUUUCUUAAAACCCAAAGUUCUUUCUGUUUCUGUUCAUCUUCGGUCAGCACAGACAAGAUCUUCUUAUCCCCUUGUUAUUGUGGUUUGCGGGAUAAUAAAAUCUGUGUAUUAUGUCAAAAGCUACAAAGAGGAAACAUGUGGUGAAGGAGGUAUUGGGGGAUUACGUUCAGCCCACAGGACAGCAGCAGAUAGUGAAGGUUUUGGGUUGUCCUGGCAAUAAUCUCCAUGAGGUUGAGACAUCAGAGGGCGAGCGGUUCCUGGCGAGCAUGCCAACCAAAUUCAGGAAGAACAUCUGGAUUAAGCGAGGUGACUUUGUUAUUGUUGAUCCCAUCGCUGAAGGAGAAAAGGUCAAAGCAGAAAUUGCCUUUAUCCUCUACAAAGAUCAUCAGCGUCUUUUGCAGAAGGAAGGGUUCUGGCCUUCAGGAUUUAAUGAGGCUAAGACAGAGUCUGUGACUACAGAUAAAGACAGCAACCAAAAAGCAGAAGCGCAGAGUCCAGAUUACAAAAAAACAGACGGUGGGGAAAGUGAGACAGACUCAGACGAUGACAGCAAUCUGUUUGUAAAUACUAACCGGGUCACAUACGAAGAUAGCGAAGAGGAGACAGAUAGUGAGGAAGGCGCAGAAGAGGAAAAUCAGAAGAUCAGAGACUAUGUUUAGGGGACAAAAGAGAAGAAUUUAUCUUCUCAUAUAGUGAAAGCACGUUAUACUGAGAUUUGUUUGGACUUUUUUUCUUGGAUUAUGGGCGUAAUCUUUCUUUGGACGCAGCAUUCCUCUAAUACAAGGAUGAUUUAGAGAUCUAGUUAUGUAAUAAACAUUAUGGUGGACCUGCCUGGCUGCCAUUUUGUUUUCCACCAUAGUCUAUAUGAAGGUUAAUGCUUUCUGGAACGUUUCUCAGGAGUUGAGCAGUGCAUCAGUUUUGUCGUCUUCCACUUUCGGACCAAGAGAACUUUUCAUUACAGGAGAAAAAAUAAAUUGAAAAGUUUGGUUUAUGUGCCUGAAAAGUCAAGGAAACAUGAAUGUUCUUCUUAAAUCCUUGAGAUUUCUUUUGUGUUAGAUGGGGGUCAAGUACUUUUCUUACUUGAGAAUUAUUUUAGGUUUUUUACAACAAUCUAGUUGAUCGCUUUGUGCCCCCUAAAGUAAAGAUAAGAUUUAUCUGAACUUUUUGACCAAUCAGCAUUCAGCAACAAAUAGACAAUUUCACAGUCGGCUUUAACACUUAAAGUCUGAGCUUUAUUUUUGUUCCAUACAAUAAUUAUUGUCGAUAUUCUUACAAUGCUGACUUAACUCCACCCAAAAUAAAAAGUAUUAUAGCAAACUAAAAA
This is a messenger RNA of Bombina bombina (fire-bellied toad), 1404 nucleotides long. It is a transcript of the gene EIF1AD, whose product is annotated as eukaryotic translation initiation factor 1A domain containing. NCBI's taxonomy places the organism in Eukaryota, Metazoa, Chordata, Amphibia, Anura, Bombinatoridae. Gene Ontology annotation, biological process: translational initiation. Gene Ontology annotation, cellular component: nucleus. The record is from RefSeq and is a predicted model, not a curated record. Bases 191 to 739 code for a protein of 182 amino acids. The transcript has 6 exons. Gene Ontology annotation, molecular function: translation initiation factor activity; RNA binding.